AUGGGUGAGACACUGGAGGAGAAAAACGUCCAUGAGGUGCUGAAGAGCAUGCUCCCUCCUGGGGCUAUAUUAACGAACGUACCAUCCAACCUUGACUACUCGUUCGCCCUGGAGUACCAGGGUCCCCCCAUGUCCUAUGACCCACCCAGCAUUGAUCCCGUCGAUGUGAGCCUGUCGGAGAUUCAUACUGCGGCAGUGGUGACGGAGUCAUUUUCUGGAGCACAUUCAGCGCCCGUGGUUCAGCCGAUAGCUAUGCCUGUGUCGGGUAUCGCAGGGGUUACCGGUUCCCCCUUCCAGAGCCCCCGUGGCUCUGGGAGCUCCGCGUCCGUCAUGUCGGUGCUGCAGAACCAAGAGUUUUCUUCAGCCUCCCGUUCAGAUUCUGCCGGGUCUGCCCACAGUUCUGUAGAUAGACACUCGACGCAGAUGGAAAAUGACACAAAGAGGAUGCCUGUGGUCACAUUUGAGUCGGUCGGGGAACCAGUGACUGAGGAGCUACGUGAGGAUGAAAUGGCCUCUCCUUGUUAUGUUGGUGUAUCCAAGAAAGACAGAGUGAAACGGGCAUGCUUCAGAUGCGGCAAGAGGAAGUGGGAGGGAAAGGAGACUUGUCUGGUCUGCGGGGCGAGGUAUUGCGCCUCUUGUGUAUUGAGAGCAAUGGGAUCAAUGCCUGAAGGGCGCAAAUGUGUCACUUGCAUCGGACGUCCAAUAGAUGAGUCCAAGCGGUCAAAACUUGGCAAAUCUUCGAGAAUGUUGUCACAUUUACUCAACCCGCUGGAAAUCAGACAGAUAAUGAAAGCUGAGAAGGAGUGCAUGGCAAAUCAGUUACGGCCUGACCAGGUCAUUGUUAAUGGACUUCCUUUGAGGCCAGAAGAGAUGGCUGAUCUGCUCAGUUGCUCAUUACCUCCGAAGAAAUUGAAGCCUGGAAGGUAUUGGUACGACAAAGAUUCUGGUCUUUGGGGAAAGGCAAGUGCAUCCACAUCUUCUUGACUCUUCGUUUCAUGGUUAAAAUUGCGUUUAUGGUCAUUUAUCCCUUCUUUUUGUCUUAACAUAAAUAUUUCAGGAGGGGGAGAAACCAUAUAAAAUCAUCAGUUCAAACUUGAAUUUUUCGGGCAGACUAAGCCCAAAUGCAAGCCAUGGUAAAACUGAAGUUUUUAUUAAUGGCAGGGAGAUCACAAAGACCGAAUUAAGGGUUCUAAAGGUACUUUCAAAAACUGACACCGAAUGAUCAAAAUCUACUCUUGCAGAUAUAUAUUUAUUUUCAACAGCAUAUCAUACGUGUUUUAUAAGGGCCUAUUUCCUUAUCUUCUUUUUAAUUUUAUUUUUUUGCUUGUAAAGGAUAAAUACAGACAGACAGUUUGAACUGAGACCAAACUUCCAUCCUCUCUCUCUCUCUCUCUCUCUCUCUCUCUCUGUGUUGAAACAAAAUAUUUGACUUCUAGUUGAUUCCAUUUCAUAUGCGUAUCUCUUCAUACCCUUCGUAAAUAGUAUACUCUCAUUAGGUGGCUGCUUGGGAUUAGGCCUCUGACUGGAUUCGGUGAGAGAUGUGCAUUUAUGUAAUGACCUCAUUUGCCUUUCGGGUGAAAAAAUGAUUCGAUAAUCUUAAAUGCUGGCCAUAAUUGAAUCUGAUGUAUGACGUCAUCAUUGGUAAUGAAUUGGAUGAUCCAAGGCAUGUCUUCACACCUUAUAGUCUGAAUUUUUUCCAUGGAUCAUCUAUAAAUGCCAAUUGUUUUUCUCAAAUGAAAGUGGUGAAACUUAUUGAGAUAUGCCGUUGAGGUUCCUUUGCCUCAUUUCCUUUCUAUUGUAUAUUUGUUCUGCUGAUAUGACUUCAUCUAGAACGCAAAUUAAAGUUCCUGUUAUCUUUUUACACGCUGUAAACUGAUAAACUCUGUAAUAUUUAGAUUUAAUAACAUUGCAUCUUAUGUUUUCAGUUUGCAAGGGUUCAGUGCCCACGUGAUACCCAUUUUUGGGUUUAUGAUGAUGGCCGGUAUGAGGAAGAGGGUCAGAAUAAUAUCAAGGGGAAAAUCUGGGAAAAGGUAUGGCUGGUAUCUAUUAGUCAUCUGCAGUUAUUUUUAUUUAUUUUUCUUCGACAUUACAUAUAUCGAGAAUAAAUGCAUAAGCCAUCUUCUUUGUUUGUCAGGCUACAACACGGUUGGUUUGUUCCUUGUUGUCGCUACCUGUCCCUCAUCCUAAUGCCCAGAGAACGGAUGAGGUUUAUAACUAUUCUGGAAGGACUGUUCCUGAGUAUUUGGAGCCAAAAAGAAUUCAAAAACUUCUAUUAAUGGGCUCCCAAGGUUCUGGAACAAGCACUAUUUUUAAGCAGGUACAAUGAUAGUUAUCUAUAUGUGCUAUGCCUUUCUUAUAGGUAUGGUAAUUUGUCUAAAGAUAAAUAGAUAGCUGAAAUCAUCAGACAGUUGUGAUAUACCUCUGGGUUACUCCAGAUGUAUUCAAAUAAGAAGUUUGUGAAAAGUUUCUUGAACUUGAUCUUUGCUGGUUACUAUUCCGUCAUUUUGCUAAUUUCAAUUAUUAAAUGGCACAAUGUGGCAUUUUUUUUCAACUUCUUAUAUUGGGACCCAAAUAGCCUAUAACACCUUUGCAUUGAGAAGCUGAUUUAUAGUUUCAUUGCUUCAUAUGAAUGGCAUAUUUGGCUCUGUGCUUACCGUUCUUCCUAUGAACAGGCUAUGUUUUUAUAUGGGAACAAGUUCACAUUCGAAGAGAGACAAAAUAUUAAACUAAUGAUUCAGAGUAACAUCUACAAGUAUCUAAGCAUUUUGCUUGAGGGACGAGAACGCUUUGAGGAAGAAGAUAUUGCUAAGUUGGGUGCACUACGUCAACCUGACCAACACAGUGAAGAAGGUAAGAUUUACAGAUGAACACAAGACUUCCACUCAUCAUGGCACAUCAACUUUAUUCAUUUUGCUCCAUCUACUUUUCUGUUUGCUCAAUGUCUCUGAAUUUUUUUUGUCUUGCCUGAUAUCAAGAAAAUGUUAGAUAUGGAUGUCCUCCUGGAACCCUUCAGUAGACAGGAUUUAAAUACUGUUCAUGGAGGAGGUCUCAUAAAACUUUCAAAUGUAAAUACGCUUCUUUUAGGAGAUAGUUGUCAGCAUUCAACAUCUAAAAAUCAUCAUAUAUGCUGUUUAAUUGUUUCAAAUCAACAAAAAAUUAGCUCAUAAGCCAUUUAUAAAUACAACAUCCCUAGCCCCCAUCUGGCACUCAAUGCAGCGGUCCUUUCUGGAGCCCUAAAAGGUUGUGUGAAUGGUUAUAUUGUGGUCAAAGUGUGGUAUAUUCAGUAAGGCAACAUAAGAAUCUGCCAAUAAAAUGUCCUCUCUUAGAUGAAUUAAUGAGAAUGCGCCUUUUCUGCAUAGCAAUUGUUUAUAUGCUGAUGACGUUACAUUAUUUUCUCACUUUUUUAUAAAAUUCGAGACAAAUUAGGGGAAGGAAAUUCUUACAGGUGAAGAUUUGGCCAUCCAUGCAACAGAUUUGUGAACAAGUAAAGCUUUGUAUGAUCCAUAAAUUGAGAAUUCCUUAUUUUCUUUUUAUUUAGGUGGUGAACAAAUCACUGUAGACGGGGAAAACAGUGCAGCCCCCCGAAGUGUAUACUCUAUCAAUGCAAGGUUAAAACAAUUCUCUGACUUGCUUCUGGACAUAGUAGCCAUGGGGAACUUGGAUGCCUUCUUUCCUGCAGCAACACGUGAGUAUGCUCCUUUGGUUGAUGAAAUAUGGAAAGAUCCAGCCAUACAGGAAACAUACAGAAGGAGAAACGAGCUUCAUUUUCUCCCGGAUGUUGCUGAAUACUUCCUGGGCCGGGUAAGUUUUCUAGGCCACUCCUAGUUACCUGGAGUUCCUUUCCUGCUUCCGAUUUUGGUCUCACGUUCCUUCUGUUGUCUAAGUUUUGUGAGUGGGCAGUUGUUAGUGUUAGUCUUUACAAUUUUCAAGGUCCUACGGCUCUCAAUGAUGAUAUUAAAGAUGUGUGAUGAAGUCUGGAUAGGCGGUUUGUUCUUCUGGGUAUUUAUUCUCAAAUAAUGUUGCUUAUCAUUGCGCGAUGCUUUAGGAAUCAUCCAGGGACGAUCCAGAAAUCUGUCCCCUGAGAUACUGCUCACAAAGUUGAUGUUAAGUAAAACAGAGAGCCACAACCGUGAAGGUUUUUACAGUGCGAUCCAGUUACUGGUCGGCAUAUGUGAGUUUGUAGGCAGACUUGUCGGAAGAGCCGGGGUUGAAAUUCAUCGUUUUAAUAUUUUCCGGAAGUCACUUGGUUCAGGUUUUUCUUCUUGUGGCUCUGAGCUUUGGAUGUACGAAUACUCUUUCAUGAGCAUGUUCUAGUGGAAAUAUAUAUAUAUAUAUAUAUAUCUAAAAUUGUGCCCAUCCCAUGGAUCAUUGCAUGUUGUCGACCUAGACAUGAUUUUGUUCCCAAGAAAACCAUAGUUUUGUUUUCAUCUAGAGGCAUUGAUUGCAUGCAUCUCAUCCGAAGAAAAGGGAAUUGGAGGACCUUCAAAAGGAAGCUUACUAACGGCGAAAACAUCACUGCCCUUUGCUGAGGAUUGGUCAUAGUUAAAGCAUCAUAUCAAGAAGUAGGUGAAUUUCAUGAGAUAGAAUGGAAAGAGAGUGAGACUGAACCAUUGAUUGCUCUUUUGCUAUGAAGACAUUUUAAAAGGUGAUAAUGACCCUCAAAUGCUCGAAUGUUUAGAAACAAAAUUACAUUUCGGUAUCCAUAGUCAUCCCUCUGAUCAUGAACUUCAGCACAGAAUGGCGACAUUCGGUAAAGACUACAUACUAAAAGUCAUACAGAUACAGUAACGUAGAAGGAUACUAGACCAUCACACGUGAAUCCUAUCUAGAAACUGACAGGCUACAUGCUGUUGACUAAGGAUGGUUAGCCACUCCUGAUCUCUGUUGUUGACGACUCUUGAAGCGCAUAGAUGACUGAAGGCCACACCAUUAAUUUCUCGAUGAGUGAUGGAUGGCAUGCCAUAUCUGAUGGCAUGCCACUCGUGUUACCAUAAUUUGCAUCUUAUCUGAUGGAGGCAUACAAAGUUAAUUUUGUAUGUUCUCUUUUUACAUGGGUCCUCAGUUAUGAGUAAAUUUGGUCAGCCUUUAACUACAUUUCUAUUGAAAUCCUCAGCAGCCUCAUUUUUUUCUUGGGGGGGUGGGGGGGGUCAACCCUUCUUCAAUUUUUUGCAGGUGAUUGAGGUCUCGAGCAAUGAGUAUGAACCUUCCGAGAAGGACAUAUUGUAUGCAGAAGGGUUAACACAAGGAAAUGGCCUGGCUUUCAUCGAUUUCUCCCUCGAAGAUCGCAGCCCAAUGUCUGAGCCCUUCAUCAACAACAACCCAGACAUGCCCCCGCAACCUCUCACCAGGUGAGCCUCCUUUCUCCUCUUGAAGUCUCAAUUAAAAAUAGCGUCCGCUCUUGCAUGAUGAAUGAAAUGAAAGUUAUAUUUUCUGGACUUUAUUAAAACCUACUUCAUUAAUGUAUGGGGGCCAUCCAAUCCAGUCCCUGUUGUAAUGUGCUUCUUCUUCUUCUCUCUCUCUCCCUUACUCCAAUUCAUGGAUUUCUUCGACCAGAUACCAGCUGAUCCGGGUGAGCGCAAGGGGAGUAAGUGAGGGCUGCAAGUGGGUGGAGAUGUUCGAGGACGUCCGGGUGGUCAUCUUCUGCGUGUCCCUCAGCGACUACGACCAGUGGGGGAUCGCCGGAAACGGCCACAAUUCUCCCUUGAGGAACAAGAUGAUCCAGAGCAAGGAGCUCUUCGAGAGCACCGUCAGGUACUAUCCAUCUCAUCUCAUCUCAUCUCAUCAAUGAUCAGCCCACUUUAUAUUAUCUAUUGAAAUUACUACUUAUCAGAUUAUUUAAUUUAUGGUACACAAAUAAGUGGAUUCAUUCAUUCUACCGGUUCCAAUCUUGGCUCAAUUUUUUCUCGAUUCCCUGCUCCGAUUAGGCAUCCAAGCUUCCAGGAGACGCCGUUCGUGCUGGUGCUGAACAAGUUUGACGCCUUCGAGGAGAAGAUCCAGCAGGUGCCGCUGUCGGUCUGCGACUGGUUCGGGGAAUUCCGGCCAGUGAGGGCCCAGAAUGGCAGCAGCCAGUCGGCGGCACACCAGGCCUACUACUACGUCGCCAUGCAAUUCAAGGACCUCUAUGCAAGUAUCACGGGCCGGAAGCUCUUUGCGUGGCAGGCCCGGGCCCGUGAGGUGACCACUGUUGACGAGGGCUUCAAGUACAUCCGGGAGGUGCUCAAGUGGGAGGAUGAGAAGGACAUCAACUACGGCCCGGAGGACUCAUUCUACAGCACCGACGUCAGCUCCUCUCCAUUUAUCCGCCAGCAGUGA
Molecule: messenger RNA, 6312 nt
Organism: Spirodela intermedia
Lineage: Eukaryota; Viridiplantae; Streptophyta; Magnoliopsida; Alismatales; Araceae
Source: the annotation of a GenBank genome assembly